ACGGCGCAUGCUCCGGAAUCUCAUCCUCUGGCCCUGGAGCUGCCGCUGCCGCUGCCGCUGCCGCUGCUGCUUUUGCUUUUGGGGCUGAGUUUAAUAACCCGGCGAGCGAGCGAACGCGGGGGAAAAAGGCAGAGAAUGUCCGCCAUCUACCCUCUGCUCCCGGGCGCGCUCUCAUUCAUAGCAGCCUCUUCAUGAAUUACAGCUGAGGGGGGCGGGGAGGGGGGGUACCUCACAACACCCCAGCAAACCUCCGAGCCCCCAGGCAUGGCUAGCUCGUGUGCCGUGCAGGUGAAGCUCGAGCUGGGGCACCGCGCCCAGGUGAGGAAAAAACCCACCGUGGAGGGCUUCACCCACGACUGGAUGGUGUUCGUGCGCGGCCCGGAGCACAGUAACAUUCAGCACUUUGUGGAGAAAGUCGUCUUCCACUUGCACGAAAGCUUCCCUAGGCCAAAAAGAGUGUGCAAAGAUCCACCUUACAAAGUAGAAGAAUCUGGGUAUGCUGGUUUCAUUUUGCCAAUUGAGGUUUAUUUUAAAAACAAGGAAGAACCUAAGAAAGUCCGCUUUGAUUAUGACCUAUUCCUGCAUCUUGAAGGCCAUCCACCAGUGAAUCACCUCCGCUGUGAAAAGUUAACUUUCAACAACCCCACAGAGGACUUCAGAAGAAAGUUGCUGAAGGCAGGAGGGGACCCUAACAGGAGUGUUCAUACCAGCAGCAGCAGCAGCAGCAGCAGCUGUAGCAGCAGCAGCAGUAGCAGCAGCAGCAGCAGCAGCUGUAGCAGCAGCAGCAGCAGCAGCAGCAGCAGCAGCAGUAGCAGCAGCAGCAGCAGCAGCAGCACCAGUUUUUCAAAGCCUCACAAACUAAUGAAGGAGCACAAGGAAAAACCUUCUAAAGACUCCAGAGAACAUAAAAGUGCCUUCAAAGAACCUUCCAGGGAUCACAACAAAUCUUCCAAAGAAUCCUCUAAGAAGCCCAAAGAAAAUAAACCACUGAAAGAAGAAAAAAUCGUUCCUAAGAUGGCCUUCAAGGAACCUAAACCCAUGUCAAAAGAGCCAAAACCAGACAGUAACUUACUCACUAUCACCAGUGGACAGCAAGAUAAGAAGGCUCCUAGUAAAAGGCCCCCCAUUUCAGAUUCUGAAGAACUCUCAGCCAAAAAAAGGAAAAAGAGUAGCUCAGAGGCUCUAUUUAAAAGUUUUUCUAGCGCGCCACCGCUGAUACUCACUUGUUCAGCUGACAAGAAACAGAUAAAAGACAAAUCUCAUGUCAAGAUGGGAAAAGUCAAAAUUGAGAGUGAGACGUCAGAGAAGAAGAAGUCAACUUUACCGCCGUUUGAUGAUAUCGUGGACCCCAAUGAUUCUGAUGCGGAGGAGAAUAUGUCCUCUAAAUCUGAUUCUGAACAGCCCAGUCCUGCCAGUUCCAGCUCCAGCUCCAGCUCCAGCUUCACGCCGUCCCAGACGAGGCAACAAGGUCCUUUAAGGUCUAUAAUGAAAGAUCUGCAUUCCGACGACAAUGAGGAGGAAUCAGAUGAGGCAGAGGAUAAUGACAAUGACUCCGAAAUGGAGAGACCUGUAAAUAGAGGAGGCAGCCGAAGUCGCAGAGUCAGCUUGAGCGAUGGCAGCGAUAGCGAAAGCAGUUCUGCUUCUUCGCCCCUACAUCACGAACCCCCGCCACCCUUAUUGAAAACCAACAACAACCAGAUUCUUGAAGUGAAAAGUCCAAUAAAGCAAAGCAAAUCAGAUAAGCAAAUAAAGAAUGGCGAAUGUGACAAGGCAUACCUAGAUGAGCUGGUAGAGCUUCACAGAAGGUUAAUGACGUUGAGGGAAAGACACAUUCUGCAGCAGAUUGUGAACCUUAUAGAAGAAACUGGACACUUUCACAUUACAAACACAACAUUUGAUUUUGACCUUUGCUCGCUGGACAAAACCACAGUUCGUAAACUACAGAGUUACCUGGAAACAUCUGGAACAUCCUGAGGAUACAACAACUGGAUGCAUCAAAAACUUGGGUUUUUGUUUUUUUUUUGGUUGUGAUAUUUUUUUGUUGUUGUUUAUAAGAAAACACUCAGAAUGAUGCAACCAAAAGGGAAAAAAUAAAAAUCAAACAACUUUCAGCUUUA
Molecule: messenger RNA, 2117 nt
Organism: Eptesicus fuscus (big brown bat)
Lineage: Eukaryota; Metazoa; Chordata; Mammalia; Chiroptera; Vespertilionidae
Gene: MLLT3
Product: MLLT3 super elongation complex subunit
Exons: 11
Coding region: 265-1974 (569 amino acids)
Biological process (GO): regulation of DNA-templated transcription
Cellular component (GO): super elongation complex
Source: RefSeq, a predicted model, not a curated record